Messenger RNA from Bacillus rossius redtenbacheri, 2392 nucleotides. RefSeq names its product lissencephaly-1 homolog. The record is from RefSeq and is a predicted model, not a curated record. The transcript is spliced from 14 exons. Gene Ontology annotation, molecular function: protein binding. Bases 133 to 2262 code for a protein of 709 amino acids. NCBI's taxonomy places the organism in Eukaryota, Metazoa, Arthropoda, Insecta, Phasmatodea, Bacillidae.
GUCUAUGGAAAAAUACUCCACGCCACAAACCUAAUAAUAAAGUUUUAUGGUGUUGUUUGAUAAUGAAAAAUUAAUUCUUAAAAUAUAUUUAUAUUUGAAUUUUUUUAAGUAAUAGAAAAUGACAAUAUAAUAAUGGAUUCUGAAUCAACAGUUUCAUCAGGAGAAAACUUUCAAAAGCGGGUUUUACACCAACUCUUGCAUGGUGCAUACGAUAGCUACUUGAUUAAACAUCUAAUCGAAUGGCUUUCAGUGGUUCUGACCAAAGACUUGAUUUAUUCAAGAAGUGUAUACCGAUCAACAAGAUUCUCCAAGGAGGCAGUGGCCAUCAGAAACGGAGCGCAAGACAACGAUGGUGCCGAAAAGCACAUUAGUAUGUUUAGAGAGCUAAACCAACGACGGAAAUCUGUGGCAAUAUUUGAACUGCUGAGCUACGGGGAUGUCAGCCUCGUGUACGAGACUUACUGGCUGUGUCGAGCGGUGGCGCUCAGCGAGACGAGUGGUGAACCCUCGGAGACGACUGUCAGUUUACAACGCCCGUCGCAAGAAUUAGGAGACACAGGACGUCAUUUGGUUGACCAAAAGAAGCCCAAAAUAAUUUUAACGGAAAUUGAUGGCCGAAAGGAGUCCAAAGAACGUGACAGACAAGAUGGCAGAACAACUGAUGUGGCACAAGAAAUGGCAUCACAUGUCCCUGACGAAGAUGAAGCAACCGAAGUCGCAGAAGGGCCAGCAUAUGAUAAAGAAAACAUUGGAGCCGAUCUGAAACGACUCCGAGGAUUGUGGAACAACAAAAUGAAAAAUAUCGAACGACAGUUGAAAGCCAGUGGUAAGGGCAAGAAGAAGAAGACGACGACGAAGAAGAAGAAAGAAAGUGCCAAGAAACCUGCCAAGAAAGCCAAGGAGAAAACUAAGGAGAAAACUCAAAAGAAAAAGAAAAAGAAGAGGAAAGCGGCAGUUUUCGGAAGUAUGGACUGGAUGCAGCUCCUGCCGCUGUGGGCAAACCGGGCCGUGGCGGCGAUGCUGGACUCCGCGACGCGGCUGAGCAUGCGCGAGGUCGACAGCUACUGGGACCACGUGGUUUCCGGCGCCGUGGAGGAGGAGGCAGCACGGCGCAACCUCAACCGCGCCGUCGCGCGCCACCGGGAGAAGAUAGCCAAGAGCAUCAGCGUGUUCGACGACGAAAUGCCAGCUGAUGAUGAAGCGAUUUCGGAGCCACUUUUCCUGGGCGUUACUGUGAAAGAAACAAAUCAAACAAAAAACAGAGACAUUUUCUCUGAGAAGUUCAUCAUUUCCAGCAUCAUACAUGAGUUCCAGUACUCAAGAGUAAUAGCUUGGGCUCAUAAAAGCAAUCUGAUGGCAGUGAGCACAGCGAACAAUUCUGUGGUAUUUUUCUCUCUGCUCAGUGGCAAAAUGCUCAAACCACUGCUUUCUGGUCAUAUUGGGCGCAUCACCUGUAUGUGUUUCCACCCGGACACAAACCACAUAGUCACAGGGAGCUCAGAUACCACAGCCAGGUGUUGGAACAUCUGGGCGUGCACUGAAGUGAAGGCAUACCAAGGACAUGAAAAACGAAUAACGUGCCUGAGUGUAAAUGAGGAUUACGUGGCUUCUGGCGAUGAAGAUCAUCGAAUAAGAGUUUUCCAGGUGUGGUCGGGCAUGUGCGUGUCGGAGCUGCAGGAGGAACAUCCAAUCACGGCCCUCCAACUGCAACAGGGCCCCCAGCUCCGCCUCUUCAGCGGCUGUGGCUCCGGGGAGAUCUCCCUCUACGACGUGAUGGCUUCGGCCCUCCUGGCAAGGGUCCGCGUUCACAGACGUGCUGUCACCUCGCUGAGCUUGCAGUCCCCGCUCUUGGCUAGUGGGGGACUUGACGGGUGGGUUCGCCUGUGGGACAGCCGACUUUCACAGCCUUCAUGCCUGGGAGCCAUGGACCACGGCAGCCCCGUACUGACAUUGCAUUUGACUGGCCCGCACGUCGUUUCCGGCUGUCAUCGCAGUCAACUGAAAAUAUGGCACAUAGCAACAAGGAAGCUUGUCAAGGUAAUACUGGUGGACUCCAGGCCAUUACUGCAGGUCUACUGCGCUUACAACAAGGACCAUGUGAAGAUUGUGGUGAACACGGACUUGGACGUGAUAAUCUACAUCUUUGGAUCAACGAAAAUGGUAACCCAUCACAGAAAAGCAGAACCUUCAACCCUGCAGCCUGUAUUUGGCACCUCAAGUGUUGUGGAAUGUCUUAGUGACAUAAUGAGGAUUAUCAGAUAGCUACAUGUAUGUUUUCUGAAGCAAUGUAAAUCAGCAGGAACUUGCUUCAAAAUGAAGAUGAAAAUGCUAUGUAAAAAUUCAAAGUUGAACAAGACUAUGUGAAUUAAAGACACAUGUAAAUUCAAAAGCA